AUGUCACGCUCUCGUCUACCACCAACCCCUGCCAUGUCGGGGGAGUUCAUAGUCAAGGACAAUGCAUCGGUGGACGCUUCAGAUCCAUUCGCAUUGCCUCCAGCUGCCAUUAGUCCAUCCAAGAUGCAAGCUGCUAGCAGAAGGCCAUCCAAAUCAAAUCCAUCCGCUUCCUUUCCAGCGUCUCCAGCAUCGCCGAAUCCUGCACUGGGUAUCAUGGCAAAUUCCCCGCGUCAGACGGGUGUCAAGAGACCUCUCGAAGACUUUAACCUUCCACCACCCCCCACACGCACUCGCAAAAUCAUUCAGAUGAAGCCCAAGACGCAAAGUCCGCCAAAGCCGACCGCAGCAGCCAGCAAAGCAUCCACAAAAGAGAAUGGCAAAACGCCAGCAAAUAAUGGUGCCUCGACCAAUUCCAAGAAGAAACAACCCAGCGCAACUAGUGCAGCGGGCCGAAAGAUAGCUAGGAAGACAGCUCACAGUUUGAUCGAACGGAGGCGGAGGUCUAAAAUGAAUGAAGAAUUUGGAACCCUGAAAGACAUGAUCCCGGCGUGCAAAGGACAGGACAUGCACAAACUCGCCAUUUUACAGGCAAGUAUUGAUUACGUCAAUUACCUGGAACAAUGCAUACUCGAUCUGAAAACUGCCGGUAAUCGACACACAAUUGCCUCGCCGCGAAUGCCUCCUGCCCCUCCUUCACCAACGUCUCCGGAGGCUCUGGCAGAAGAGUCGGGCCUUUCAUCGGCUUCCAUGUCUCCGGAACUACCUCCCACCGAUGCUGCCACGGAUGCAAUCUCCCCGGCGUUUUCUCCCCGAAGUGGUGGUCCUACCGGGAAUGCACCCAAUUUUUCGUCCAUCACACCAAGCCCGGCACUGGGCCCAACCCACCCAUCCGACAAUCCGUCGCGUUCUGAGCGUGGCUCCUGGGCUAUGUCUUCUUCCAGCACCUCCCCAGUGAUCCAGCCUAGGUAUUCCAUAGCGUCUUCCGCCGAUGUGGAUCACGAAGCCUCCGCUGCCCUACUAAUGCUGAACCGGGACUGCCGGGGAUCUGUCGGCUCGGUCCACGACGUGCCCACCAAUUCCACUACCCGGCAUGAGAAUCCCCACACCCAGGACCCACAAAGGAAGAUCGGGAUGAGCGUUAAAGACUUGCUUAUCUCCUAG
Messenger RNA from Aspergillus tubingensis, 1161 nucleotides. Its product is annotated as HLH transcription factor. The record is from RefSeq and is a predicted model, not a curated record. Bases 1 to 1161 code for a protein of 386 amino acids. The transcript has 2 exons. Gene Ontology annotation, molecular function: protein dimerization activity. Lineage: Eukaryota; Fungi; Ascomycota; Eurotiomycetes; Eurotiales; Aspergillaceae.